AAACAGAUUUUUACAGAACAGACGAGGGAAGCUUAUUGAGGGGUUUAUUUUUCUCGAUUUAUUCGUUUGUUUGAAGCUCGCGUGCGGGCACAAAAUGAGCAGUGAUAAGGAAUUCGGUGAAUUCGGUGAAUUACAAAAUUUCAUAGCGCAGGCCAAAUUCAAGAAGGCGUUCGUUUGUGCUGCGAAUGUUCUAGACCAGCGGUCGAGCGGACCAGCACCGACGGUGGCCACGGAAUCCGCUUCGGAAGAUCCGCUUCGUGAGCUGUUCCUGUUUACCAUCAACAAGUACGCGGACCAACUCGAGACGGAAGGCAAGAUUGAACGCGUAUUCGAAAUCAUUGAGCAAGGCUUGGAAUACUUUCCUGGGCAUCCGGAGCUUCUGAACGAGACAGGUGUUCGUCUGCAAAGAUACGGUCGAUCUUUAGAAGCUUCAAUUUGCUUUGAGCGCGUGCUACUGCAGGAUCCACGUUGUCUCAAAGCGUAUCAAAAUCUACAAAACACAAAAUGUGAACUUGUGGAAAGGUGGCAUUUUCGGAUGUUGAAUGAUGUGGUGCGUAAUGCCGCCUUUCGAGCCGCAAUUGAAAACCACAUCGCAGCGGGAUAUGACGAGGUGCUGGACAUCGGCACAGGAACUGGACUACUCUCAAUAUACGCACUGCACUGCGCAGGAAUUCGGAAGGCGGCCGCAUGCGAUGGAUCUGAAAUAAUGGUGCAAAUCGCGAGAGACGUGUUUGGUGCGAACGGGCUGAGCGAUCGUGUUUGUUUGUUCCAGAGCUUCUCACAAGAUUUAAAAAUCGACGACCGGUUUUCUCUCAUCGUUACUGAGACCCUCGAUUCUGGUGCAUUCGGGGAGGGCAUCCUUGAGACGUUAAUACACGCCAAAAAGCAUCUUCUUUUGCCCAGAGGAAAAAUUAUCCCAGCAAAGGUAGCAUUGCAUAUUUCAGGAUAUCAAUCGCGAGCAUUAACCACAAGCAAUAUUUUAAUCAACGAAGCAUUUAGCGAAGAAUUUUCUUUGCCUAGUAAUUGCCUUUUGUCCAAAGAAGGCAACAAGGGCUACGAUGCGGAGGACAUUAGUCGUAUACAGGCGAAUGAUGACUUUGAAUUCGUGUCCGACACGAAGCCAGCACUGGUUGUAGACUUUAACGAUCUCGACUGUCUAAUUCGUCAUAACGACGGAUCGGAAGUAGGCGAAGUGAUUCUAACGUGCCGCGAUAAUGGAUUGCUUCUUGACGGGCUCGUUGUGUGGUUUGAUCUGCAAUUAGACGAUCAGAAUGCCAUCAGUACCGAUCCCACUACAAAUACGUGCUGGAAUCAAGCCAUAUUUCGCUUGAACCAACGGCUUCCGGUGGUAAAGGACCAACAGCUGAAGGUAGCGAUAUCCUGUAAGGAUGGGACGCUUGCCGUAGCCCACAAUCUCAACUCUGUCGAUAAUCAGAUAAGUGUUGAUGAGCAUGUAAUUGAGUUUCUCAACGACAAUGAAUAUUAUUCUAAUCUGAAUGAGUCCGUUGAUGCUCUAUCGGACAUGGAGAAGAUUCUUGAUUUGUCACUCUUUCCUUACGCAGGUUUGAAGCUGCUCAAGGAAGGAAAAGCCCGAAUGCUGUUCUGCCUGGAUCAGGCUGAAGAUUUGGUAGAAUUUAUCGCCAACCAAAACGACAUUCCUAUGGGUAGCAUAAUGCUAAUUAACUCUAUACAGGAGAUAUUAGUUUUGAACGACUACACUCUCGAUCUCAUUAUACUGCAACCGAUAGACGUGUUCGGUCAGAUCAGUAGCGAACUUUUCUGCCUCUAUCAAUCACUCUUACCCAAACUCAAACCAACCGGCACUAUCAUCCCCUCAAUUCUGGAGCUCCAUGGAAGCCUUAUUGAGUCCGAUUGGAUCAUUAAAUGCAGCCGAGUGGACAACAAAGAACUCGAGGAAUUCCAGAUCAGUAAAUAUUUGGCGUCACUAGAAACGGAAAACCAUCUCGAUCUUGGGUCGUUUACUUUCCACCAACUAUCUGAGUCUAUCAAGCUGGCUGAUGUGCAGUUCGACGGUACGCUGCACGAACAUGAUGUGGAAUUAAGACUCUAUGAACCCACUGACGCAACUCGAGUACACGCCAUAUUGUAUUACUAUCAUCUUGGGUUCACACCAGACCUACCAAAGUUAAGCACCAACCGUUCACAUUCUUUUGCUAAGCGCUCGGCUUUCAUCAUUCCGAAAUGUACAUUCCAAGCAACCAGUGGAGCAGCCACCAACAUUGGUGAUCAAUCUGAAGUGGCUAAAGUCCCAAGCCAUUUUGAACCACUAAGCCAGUUGCGCUUGACAGUGCUCCAAAAUCAUGGAGUUUUAAAAUGUGCUGUUGCAACCGCUGACGUCAGGGAAAGUUUAAAAUAUCCUCUAGUCGCAUCUAAUGUGCAAUAUUAGCGAUAGCCGAUCUGUUUCAACACAUCAUUCCACUAUUCAACAAUAACGAAUCUCCCAUCUGCCUAAUAUGCCAUCUGCCUAAUAUGCCAUCUGCCAUAUAUGUAUGGCAGUGUAUUUCCUUGUGGUGGGUGAAAGCAAACUAUGAAAAUUAACUAAAUGUGCUUCAACAACAUGCUAAUAUUGACUGGGAUAUAUGACUCGGGUAUAUGCAUAUGCGGUAAACAUAAAUUCUCCCAUUUUGCGUGUACCUUUUGGUGAAAUUUCAAUGAAUUAAAGAGAAUUAAAAGUAAGAUGGCAUGAUAAUAGAAGCGGUUGAAACACGCAAAACUGAAAGCGCUGCAAUCUGCGCGUAAAACGAAGCAUUCCUUUUUAUUAUUUAUUUGUAUUAAUUUAUUUAUUAGAAUUGAAAACUCAUCAAGAUGGCAAGGAUCACAUAUCACUGGAUGGAUGAUCGAUGAGUAUUUUUAGUUUCAUUUAUUGUGAGGCAUUACGUACAAGUAGCAUUAUAUUCCAGUUAUAUGGUGCAACUCUUUAAAACGUUGUUUCUUGUACUGUGCUGUAACAUAACAAAAAAUAGCAAUUUCGACGGGCUAAUAAAAAAGGUGUGUACACACGAAAACAUUAUUACAAGUAUUGUUCGAAAUUGUUCUCAAUCCGAACUUGUGAGAAAUCCCAACUGUUUUUCCAUAAUCAUGAAAUUACUCAUGAAAUAAAUGAAAUUGGCCCUUGGCCCCAGCAGCUUAUAAAAAAGCUAUAACAGCCGAAAUCCUAUACAUCCUAUCGAUGCUAUAUAGUGUUGGGAGUUCCCGGAUGCACCUACACGGAGCGAUCCGCUCCGACAAAAAAUAGGGUGCACCCGCUCCGAGCAAAAGAUCGCUCCAGGUUCUUUGGAAUCAAAACCGUGUGGUUGACCAAGUCGUAGUCGGCACAUGUUUUUUCCCGCUCUUUUUAAUGAAAAUCAUUGAACUAGUGCAAUCCGUGAACCGCACUCUUGCUCAGUAGCAGGUAGGUUCAGUUCCGAACCUACUCUUUGUCUCAGUCUUGUAGGCAUAGCGAAGCAUUCGCUUCGUCUCAUUUCACGGUGCCAUCGGAACUGCUAUCCGAACCGGCUAUAGUGAAAUAGGUCUGUUCUGGACCGUUUUUUUCGAUAGGUUCUUUGAACACCCAGUUCCGCGGAUCCGUUCCGAAAGCUAAAGAACCCGGUUCCGAUCCGCUCCGAUUUAAAAAAAAAACCCAUCAAUAGGCUCAAUAGCUUGUCGGGCCGCUGAUGGUGCCACCAUGAACUUGGUCUAGGCCUCGUUGACCUGCAAUCCGAGGUCUUUUGCCGCUUGCUCUAUCCGUAUGUAGGCUUGCGCUACAUCGGACAGUCUUAGACCAAUUAUAUCUAUACCAUCAGCGUAUGCCAGGAUCUGGGUUGACUUGAAGAAAAUAGUCCCGGAACUCUACACUUCAGAGUCGCGAAUGGCCCUCUCUAGCGUCAAGUUGAAGAGCAGGCAAGCCACCACAUCCCCCUGACGCAGUCCCUUGGUGGAAACAAAGGGGCUUGAGAGUUCACCUUUACUUGGCAUGUAACGUUGGUCAUAGUCAU
Anopheles aquasalis is the source of this 3995-nucleotide messenger RNA. RefSeq lists its product as uncharacterized. The record is from RefSeq and is a predicted model, not a curated record. Gene Ontology annotation, cellular component: nucleus. Gene Ontology annotation, molecular function: protein binding; histone methyltransferase activity; protein-arginine N-methyltransferase activity. Lineage: Eukaryota; Metazoa; Arthropoda; Insecta; Diptera; Culicidae. Gene Ontology annotation, biological process: peptidyl-arginine methylation, to asymmetrical-dimethyl arginine; chromatin remodeling.